Spirometra erinaceieuropaei is the source of this 35907-nucleotide messenger RNA. Lineage: Eukaryota; Metazoa; Platyhelminthes; Cestoda; Diphyllobothriidea; Diphyllobothriidae. The record is from the annotation of a GenBank genome assembly.
AUGGACACUGAGAUGUACGAUCAGAAUCAUCGGAACGUGCGUUCGCGGUGAAGGCCAGAAUGGAGAGAUUGGCCAGCAUUUUCCGUCUUCUUCGAUCUAUCGUGUACGUCCAUGUUGGUAGGAUUGCGGCGCAUCCUGUGGCGUUCCAUACAGUCAAUGCAAUCCUAGACUGUACGUCGACAGAGAGGACAUGUAGAAAGGUCUCAGACGUUGGAAGCGUCCAUCGGUCCUUCCUUCUUCCCUUUGAACAAUAUCUCCGGUCAAUUUGGAAGAUUGGAACUCCAUUUUUUACGACGGCGCGCUACGCCUACCGGUUCUCCACGAUGAUCCCCCUGGGCCCUUGGCACAUUCCAAGAUAAGCUUUCAGGGUGCUCUUUGGGUACAUCUUGUCCGCGAGCACACGGAAGAGCAUUAUCAUAUAUGAGUCGUCUCUGUAGACGCUCAUCAGUCAUGCGGACAAAAGACCUCUCCAGCGGAGCUCUAUCGGUUGCUGAGAUGCUGAGCAUGCUAUUCGAUCCAGGACAGGGGUGCACGUGAUCCAGUCCUGCCGGCCCUCUUUCAGCAUCAUCUGUAUAUAUACAGCCUAAAAGAUAGCGGUCAAGCUUCAUCGUUCGAAAUUAGCAAACUGCACAGGCCUCCGCGCCAGAUGAGCGUUAUCAGGUUUACAGUCCGCUGUAUUCUCGAUCUCUUGUCGAGGAGGAUGUUAAGGCGAAUUCGCGCUGUGUAUUGUGGUCUCCUGUGGGUUUGACUGGUCUCAGAGGUCAGGAUUGCAAUUUUGGCGUUCAUUUUUGGUGCAUCUUCAAAUUCUGCUCUCAAGGCAGAAGAACUAGUCUACAACUACACAACAUUUCCUACUGGUAGUUGCCAUGGUUUUGGCAUAUUCCGCAUUUGAUGUUGGUUGAUGCAUGAUCUGGAGGUGAGGAGAUCUAGCCCCCCCCUUGUGUCCGUUUCCCUUUGGGUGUUUAACACACGCUUCCUCGCAGAUAAACAGUUAUUAUAAUUUGUCUUGUUCAUUUUCACUUCGGCCUACACAUGGCGGGCGUUAAAUAGCUGUGCAUUCGUCGGGUUGAUGAUGCCAAUUCAAGGCAUCUUGUUGCCGUAUGGCUCUAACAGCACGACGGAAAAAAUAGGACUGUGGAAGUUGGGAACGAGUACGCAACUCUGCUUCUUUCCCAUUUGUUCCAGCAAAGACUUCCAAGGUCGAUGCACUGUCCGUGCUAAAAGCUAUAAUGGGGCAGUGGAGUUGCGCAACAAACAGUGUUAAGCCCUUGGAACAUCCGAAUUCCAUCAGCAUUCUGCAGAGUCGGUUUCGGCUUGCCAUGUCAAAUGUGCCUUUUAAAGAUCGACGAUGACUGUACGCAGGCUGGUUCUCAUUCCUCGACACCAGUCCUCUAUUUUCUUAUUUCCGGUUGUUCCACAAUGCUUUCGGAGUGAGCCUGUUGUUCCUGGAUGAAUUAUUUGUUCCAGACUAAACCGAAUUGACCGUGAAGAACAGAGCAGAGAUCUUGUGGGGAGUACUGGAAAGGAUGAUUCCACAGCGUCUAUCGAAAAUAUGUCGUUAUCUUUCCAGUUUGUAGAAGUGCAUACUGGUAGCCUUCCGGUAGUCUCGCGCGAUUUGUCCGUGUAUUCACAGCUUCAGGACCAGUGUGGUCCGCCUCUUCAUAAGUUGAGCGUCACGAUGUCCGUAAACUUCCACUGGGAUCGCGUAGGUCAAGGGGACUCUUCCACUGGACAUCUUUUAUACUGUCCGAUCGUCUCACACCGUCGGGGCAGGUUACCAAGGCCAACAUUAGUUUAGACUGGCAAGAGUCUCUAGAUGGCUACCUCUGGAUUGCAAAUGGACUUUUCAGGGCGCACCUAAAGUACUCGGCUGAACGCUCCGAAAUCUGCGAUUUUCUAGUAAAAAAAACUGUUGUCCCGUCUGAGGUGAACAGUGGCGCACUUUCGGUGUGCUAAGCGUCUUAGAAUGCCCCUAUGGACGCGAAUCAUUCUGUUAUUUCAGUGAGGUUUCUGUAAUGUCUGCCUAUCGAGGAAGAGAAGUUGGAUGCCUUUGUAAUCAUCGCCAAGACAGUCAUGGAGGUUUCAACAAGCGGAUCCAAGACCUGCGGUUACUCCAGUUCAGAUGGCAUCCCGCAGUGUCUCAUCUUCCUUGUUCAGGGCUUACAGCUGUUGCAGAUAGUAGUGUUCGUUUCUCUGUUGAGACAGUCUGCCUCCCCUUGGUUGAAUGUGCAGCCCCAAAUUGGAUACCACUAGACGAUUGUCACUCGAGCAUUCGCCACCGUGAAUAGUCUUUGUCACAAGCACGGCUCGACAAUCGUCGCCAGAGGAGCAGGUGUUUAGUAUCUUUCAGGAAUGCGAGCGAGGAUGCAUCCAUGCAGUCAAGAAGGCAGAAAACGGCGUAGGUGGGAAGGUUGCAUUCUGUGCAGGUUUUCAUCGGGAGUCUGUUGCUGUUGCAGUUGCCUACUCCGCGGCAAUCCAGCAUUGCUUAGCGGAUGGCGCGAUUUAUGUCGACUCCUGAACUGAAGUCUCUGGGACCGAUCAUUACAGUGGAUUUCCACACAGAAACGGAGGGACGCUCAGAUUCUCGUAAAACAUCCCACGUCCUCAUGACUCGGCAUUAUGAAGGCGCGGCUGCCGACGAUCGUAAAAACUCACCCUCCGCGGAUCGCUAAACUCAUUUUCAUAAGAUGGUUGCGCAUCGUAUGCAGGGGGGGGGGAAUUGCAUGAGGAUACCCUUUUUGACUGUGCAGGCAACUCCAGCGUUUAUUUGUUCUUUGGGGGUUGACUUUUCUUAUUUCGAGAAGCAGUUAUCACCGAGGACAACGAUGCAUAUUUGGUAGCGUGUGGCCCACGGAGACUAGAUCUGUCCCACAAUCUGUUUACUUGGACAUUGUUUAUUUGGAGGAAAGAGAGUGAAUUAAUUCCGCCGUGACGAGGGCGGAGGCGGUCAUUGUUUGUUUGCAUUGGGGCGCGCUUUAGACUGGGGUUCACACCAUAUCCAACAUAGAGACUAAUCGAACCUUCAGUUACCGGUAGGCUCGGACAGACCACUAAUGUUUCAGAGAAGAAUAAGUAUAUGGUCAAUUCGUCUGGGACCCAGCGUUUGGCUUCCUCAUCAGAAGCAAACAAACGUUUUUUUUCAAAAUCAACGCGGCGUGGAAAGAUUCGCAACCUGAAGGAUUGUCAAUCAAAGAGAAAACUCGGUACUUUUGAGGACUGAGGGUCGGGCUACAAAGUUUUCUCAAUGGAGCUUUAAUAGAAUUUUCAUUCAAGUGAGAUUCGGUGCGGUCUCACUGAAAAUUUAUGCAGCCUUGGGAACUGCCAUUUCGGUAGUCGCGAACGACGAUGUCAACUAUGUAUCCCGCAAUAUGGCGGGCGCAGGAGGGUGGCUUGCGAGUGAAUUAGUUUGCCACACUCUCUCCUCCCCCACCUGCGCUGUGCUAUUGUUCGUUGUUUGACUGACAAUCCUGCCUCCGACAAACUGGACAAAGUCGUAUGCUAGCUUGAGCGUUAACAGCGCCUUUCAACUUCGGAAUUUGUCUUGUCGCAAUGCAACCUACGACUUGUUUAGGGCACGAUUUCUAGCCCUUUCCCCAUCCGGGGGGUAAACAGUACUGUCCCUAAAUGGGGCUGCUUAGACAUCCCGGACGACUGUAGAGCUCCACUAUGGGGUAACGACUUUUUUCGUAGAGAGCGAUUCGUGUUAGCCUGGGCCGCCUGCGCAAUUACAUGUAGCCCUCUCUGUAGGACUUUUUGAAGUGGGGGAAAGGGGGAGGGUUGGCAAAGGAAACAGGGUCACCGGCUGUGAAUAUGGACACACGGAUACCCUCACCUGGUUUUGCCCUCCGGUCGAGGCGGUUAUUGAAGUGUGGCCGCUAGACAGAUCUUAGUUUCGGGGGACCACACAUGAGAGUUGGGUGCUAGUUAAUGGGACCCGAGACGUAGUCAACACCUGCAAGCAAGUGGGCUACCUACUACAACCUUCACGUGGACCCACAGCUGGACAUCCCCACACCCCCUACUUUUCAUAUAACCCCCUACACUUACAGAACGAAUCCAACAAUGCAGCAUGUACGAAGCGCCUCAGCAAGGCUCCCUCUUGUUUAGCAUAAUUCGUCGGGAUUCUCGAGUGUUUAUUCGACUCUUAGUGUCAGGUCUUUGGCAUAACCAAGGUGAAUAGCAGAAGCUUUUCAUCUUCGAUACUACGAGACGCCAAUCAUCAAGGUAGUGUGUGAGAUAUUUUUCAGGUCGACUAGGUCAGUCAUGCUUGCAACUGUGUCAACCACGAACAAAUUACCGACAAUCGUGUUCAAAUUACCUGUUUGACGAUUUCUUUUUUUAACCCUUUCUGGUGGAGAAUUUCCUGACUGAAUGAAAUGCGCACAGCUGAUCAUUUUGGAGACUCGUCCGCUCCACCGGUUUUAAUCACUGAACCCUGGUCAGCCGGACGAUCGAUAAUAAUGACAUCUGAGUGGAUAGACUGCACAUUAGCUUUUUUCAAUCUUCUAGGUCGAAUCCAUGCUAACCGCUAUUCCAUCAGCACCGCUGGAAGGCCUGCCGGCGCGUCUACCACCGUCAGAACUGCAUGCAACCGCCGUGGAAAAACUGCAGGAAAUGUUGGAACUUCAGGCCAGUUGCCAGUACCUCCUGGAUGUUCAUACUGCUCUUGGUUGCCUCGAGGACCGUACUGCCUGCCUUUUCCGACGAGUCGGGUGUUUCGCCAGAACGGCUUGCUCGACUAAGGUUGCCAGCCUCUACGAGGAGCUAAAGAAGGGCAGUGAAUCCUUUGUAGGAGCGGAUGGAGUGGAAGCCGGCGGCGGAGAUGAGAACCUGCUCGGAAUGGGUGAACAUUAUGAGAAUUUUGAGUGUGUACCUCUGUCUUUGCGGCCUUUCACUUUGAAGACGCUUUGUUUAACAGUCGUUUCCUGUACUCCAUCGUUAGGCGGAUGUGCGAGUCCUAAGUGUUUUCUGUGAAUCAGAGUGGGCGGUCGUCGGAACAGUCUUUGUAAUCACCUUCAGCUACCGUGGACCUACGCACAGACGUCGAUGUGGGAUUAGAAAACACAGCAAAUGCCAGUCCUUGGCGUUCCGACUUGUUAGCAAACUGUGCACUUUCCCGGACAUAUACAGUAAGUGGGCUAACUCAGGAAAUGUCGGCCGACAUUUCUAAAUGCGUUCUCGUUUCGAAAAGCUUAAUUAUGUAUAGUUGUAAAAUUAAUCACCAUCCACCAUAAUUCUAUAAUGAUCUAGUUGCCUCAGGGUGUCUUCUUUCGAAUGGACUUAUUUUCGACUGCAUGCAAGAACUACACUUGGCAAAAAUGACUACUUAAGUAGCAUGCAAUUUUCUCAUUGAGUUUCGAUGCCCUUAAAAUUCCAAUUAUAUUUCAUGACAAAAAUUCAUAAAAAGUCGUUCUUUUAUUUAUUUGGUAGAAAAUCACGUCUUCUUUCAAUUUUAUACUCGAAGGAGGAGUAUAAUUCGGUUUCAAAAAAGCUUCAAAUUGUGAGAUUUUUUAACACCGUGAAAUGGUCGUUCAUAAACGUCCUGUAUCUGCGUUUACCAAUGUGGCUCAACUCCAUAUGGUCUCCUCUUAAUACCAUAGAGAAAUGUAUGGUUUUCCGUACACAGAAAAUACACGGCUUGUAGUUUUGAAACCCUGAAUCCAAAUGUAACGGGAGAGUGGGUUCAAAAUUAUUCGGGAAUUAGAAAAGUUUUUUUAGAGUCGAAUUAUACUCUUCCUUCGAGCAUAAAAUUGGAAGUAGACGUGAUUUUCUACCGAAUAAGUAAAAGGAUGAAUAUUUGCAUGCAUGUUUUCAACGAAGUAUAAUUGAAUUUUAAGGGGCAUCGAAAAUCAAUGAGAACAUUGCACGCUACUUAAGUAGUCAUUUUUUGCAAAGUAUGAUUCUUGCAUACAGUCGGAAAUAAGUUCGUUCGAAAUAAGGCACCCUAAGGUAACUUAAAUAUUAUAGAAUUAUGUUGCAGACUGACUAGUUUUACAACCCUACUUAAUUCAUCUUUUCGAAACGAGAACGCAUUUCGAAAUUUCGGUUGAAAUUUUAUGAGUUAGCCCAGCUACUGUACAAGACCGAUUCGUGCGAACAGACAACUCACAAAACUUCAUCCACUGCUUCCUCCGUAUACGCGCCAGUUCGACCGUCGUGAACGACGAUUGCCACUAUGUGCGCCGCAGCAUGUCGGGUGCAAGACGUUCACUUGCACAUGAAAAAAUUUACAGUGAUGGCAGACUUUCGCAGUACCUGCCGCACACUGGCUUCCUUCAGCCACCUGGACUCGAUGGCAAGGCAGAGUCGGGACGACCGCGUGCUACACACAACCUGGCCCGUGCACAACGAACCAUUUUGCACAGAAAUAAGGUGGGCGGGUGGGAUCUCAUCUGAGUAGCAGUGCCAUUACAGGCCACACCAAGAAUGAGCCAUUGCAGCCCGACUCUCCGUACCGGGAGGGCCGAGUUAUCUUGUCAACAGGCAGCCCUCCAAGCCACGAAUUUCAUUGCAUCGUGAUAGUUUCAUCGGACGUCAGAUUGUUUAUGGUGAGGUGUAUACAGUCCACAGAGUCGACUUCACUCUUUCCUCUAUCCACUGUUGGAGCCUGUCGGUCAUAUGGUACCCUGAUGGCCGACGGUUAAAUAUUAAUUGAUACCGGAGGUUGAAGUGCUCUGUCUUCCCCAGCUGAAUAUUCCCAAUGUCAGCCAAUAUGAGUCCGUACUGCAAUGACGUGAGCCCUACACGAUGUUCCACUGUUUUGCCCUCUAAAUUUGGAUGAGUCAAUACCUGUAGUUGAAGUACCAAUAAAUGAUGACGGCCAAUAAGCCGGAACUAGGGUACUUUUUCAGAUUUCGUGUCGCGGCUGUCAUUGCCGUUAUUCAAGCCACACCACGUGAUGCCUCAGAUCAUGGAUACACAAACACACACACACACACGGUUCAUCCGCCUUCCCAGGUCACUGUCCACACUUUAAGUGAGGACCAGGAAUUCUACUUUGUGGACACCAGUUAAGGGCGCAGACUGGUGUGAAGACUGGGUGGGAACAUCUGGAAGCCUAGGACGCCACUAAAAACUCCGUAAAUCGACAUAUCGAUUUUCCUCCUGCUUUGUAGUCGCCGUGCUCUCAUCGUCAGAUGGCACAGUCCCGUUUGUAAUCGAGGUCUCGCGUCGACGUGUGGCGAGGAAGUACAGACGGCUGCAUUUGCUACAGUUCCUUCAUUGCCUCUGGUGCUGGGCUCCUGCAUUGGUCAGAAAGCUCAGAGAAAUUCGGCGACUGUUCCGGAAAGCGACCGUCCCUCUUUGUAAUAUAUGUACAUAGAGUAGGUGGGCUAACUCAUGAAAUCUCAACCGAAAUUCCGAAAUGCGUUUUCGUUUCGAAAAGAUCAAUUAAGUAGGGUUGUAAAACUAGUCAGCCUGCAACAUAAUUCUAUAAUAUUUCAGUUACCUCAGGAUACCAGCUUUCGAAUGAACUUCCUUCCGGCCUCAUGCAAAAACUACACUAUGUAAAAAGUGACCACUUAAGUAGCAUGAAUUUUUCUCAUUGAUUUUCGGUGGCCCUUAAAGUCCAAAUAUAUUUCAUGGAAAACAUGCAUAAAACUAUUCAUUAUUUUGCUCAUUCGAUAGAAAAGUACGGCUUCCUUCAAUUUUAUGCUCGAAGGAAGGGUGUAAUUCGGUUUUCAAAAACUUUUCCUAUUCCCGAAUAAUUUUGAACCCGCUCUCCCGUUACACUUGGAUUUAGGGUUUCCAAACUAGAAGCCGUAUAUUUUCCGCGUGCGGAAAAGCACACAUUUCUCCACGGUAAUAAAGGGGAACCAUAUAGGGUUCAUAGAAUUUAGCAGUGGAUUUGAUCCAUGUUGUUAACUUUACAAGCCACAUUGGUAAAUGCAGAGACGUGACGAUUUAUGAACGGCCAUUUCACAGUAUUUAAAAGUCCCACAAUUAGAAACUUUUUUAAAACUUAAUCACGUCCCUCCUUCGAGCAUAAAAUUAGAAGAAGACGUAAUUUUCUACCGAAUAGUAAAAGAAUGAAUAUUUUUAUGCAUGUUUCCCAUGAAAUAUAAUUUGACUUUUAGGGGCAUCGAAAAUCAAUGAGAAAAAUUCAUGCUACAUAAGUAGCUACCUUUUACAGAGUGUAGUUUUUUGCAUGCAGCCGGAAGGAAGUUCGUUGGAAAGCCGGCAUCCUGCGGUAACUGAAAUAUUAUAGAAUUAUGUUGUAGGCUGACUAGUUUUACAACCAUACUUAAUUAAUCUUAUCGAAACGAAAACGCAGUUCAGAAUUUCGGUUGAGAUUUCAUGAGUUAGCCGACCUUCUGUACAUAGCUAAGUUAAUUGUAGACAAGGUUCGUCCAACAGAAAGGAAGUUCAAGUUUUGGUCCAAGGGCAAUUUUCAGUACUUUUUCUUUCAUCUGUAAAUUAUUCUUGUCUGGCCAAAGUUAUAUUUCGGCUGCCAUAAGUCGUGACGUGCUCGCAGCUGUGACUCGUGCGCAGAUUUGUUUAUAAUAGAGCAGACUUUCACCGCAUCUACUCCACCACAUUCCAAUGGCUUGACAAAAUCAAGAAGACAGGUGGUUUUGGACGUAUUGACUGCCAUAGCUAAACAGCUCUUCAGCGCCUGUCAAAUUUGGCUUUGUCCCUGGUUUCACACGUUCCAGUCUUCAUUCAGGGUGAGGGACGGUGACGUGUGGGUGAAUACGUUCAUAGGAAGUAACGGGCUUGCGCAGCAUCGGCCACACCCUCUCCAUCCCAUCACCUGGGCCCCGUGUCAUGACAGAGUCAAGAUGACCGGAGGUGGAAGAGGGUGCAGGCGGCCGGCACGGCGAAAACUCGCACCUCUUAGCGCGUGCCAGCACACCGGCUCGGAUCCCAUUCGGUGGGAGUGCCAUUGCAGUGAGAGCUAUUAAAACCUCAUUCUCAGUCCACCAGUCGGCCUCUCCACACAAACAAACAGUCAAUGAUCGAUCUCAUGAAAUGCUAACUCAAAUUCUGAAAUACGAUUUUGAUUGCGAUGUAAUCCCGUGAUGUUUCAGAUGCGCAAGGGUGUUAGCUUUUGAACGCACUUCCCGUCGGUCGCCUGCAAAACCGCACUCUAAAAAAUGAUUACUUAAUUAAUAUGCAGACAGGUAGUCGUCUCACAAUGUUUGUCUAGAUGGCAAAGGCGACGCUCGCGUCACGUCGUUAUGCCUUGGGGCGCCCGCACCAGAAGAAGGUGUAGCCGGCACCCACCUCCUGCAGUUGACCUUUUCCUAGUCACACUGAGUACAGAGAUGUCCAACUUGUAGCGCGCCAGUUCCCUAGCCAUUAGCGCCGUCCGCCGUUCCGGCCAGUUCCUCCUCGGAAUGUCUAAAAGGGAACAUUCCAGGCUGCGAGAGUGAGCGGGCUCACGUAGGACUUUUGAGUGGGUCGGGGGAGGCGGGGACAUGGGGGAAGGGUAGAGAGACGGGAAGCAGAGUUUUCCGUCCCUCACUAAGCUAACCGGUUGCUUAAAUAUGAACGGUGAGCAGACAAAUUUAGCAGAACGGCACUUGGCUUACAACAAGGACAAACACAAACAAGCAAGAAUAAGCAGACAGCAAAGACAAGAAAGGGAAAUUCGGCUUACCCGGGGGUCACUUACAUUGUUGUCUCAUGCAGGGUUGCAGAGGAGGCCUCAUCUCGGAGAUACCGGGGCCGUGAUCCGUCCGGCCAGCGAUGGUGACAAUAGAGCCGAGUUACCGUGUGUGGAGAUGUACACACGGACACCGUCACCUGGUUUAGCCCGUCGGUCGAGGCGGUUACCGGGGUGUGGCUGCUGGCCAGAGCCCAGUUUCGAGGAGCCACACGCGAGAGUUGGGUGCCAGUAAAUGGUUACCCAGGCCAGUGGGUUCUGUGCAAGGUCUUCCCAGGUCUUCUGGUUGAUCUGUAAUUGUUUCAAGGUAUCGUCGUAGCGGCGGUUUGGACCCCUUGUUGGUGAGCACCCCAUAACGACACCUCCAUAGGAGAAUUGUUUGGGUAGUCGCUCAUUGCCCAUUCUCACGAGGUGGUCCCUCCAUCGCAGUUAUAGUUGUACCAGCAUGGCGUGGGUGCUGAGGAUUCUGGUCCGUUCCAAAACUUCCGUGUCUGGGAUCCUUUCCUGCCACCUCGGCCCUCGUUUUCUCAGUGGAAAACUGAGGUGGAAGUAGUAGAGUUUCCGCGCCUGUUUCUUACAGACUAUCCAGGUCUGCACUCCAUACAGCAGUCUUCAAGAUGACGGCUUUGUACAUCUUGAGUUUGGCGUUGAGGUGGAAAGUGUGGCAAAUCCAUACUCUGUUCUGUAACCGGUCGAAGGACCGGCUGGAUUUGGAGAUCUGGUGUUCGACUUCAUCGUCGAUUUUGAUGUUGUGGGGGAGUGUGCUGCCUAAAUAGGUGAAAAUGUCCACCUUUUUCAGUUGGGGGCCGUUGAUAUGGAUGCGAGAAACAUUGUAUGAAGCGUUUGACGACGGUUGAUGCAUGACGACCGUUUUGUCGGUGUUGUUAGUCAGGCCGAAGUCGGCACAGUCGGAGGCGAAUAGGUCCAGACUCCGUUGCAUGUUCGAAUGUCGCGAUGAGGGCCAGAUUGAGGAGCCUCGAUAGCCUGACCCUAUAUUUGGAGUACGGCCAAAUUAUUUCGUCAGUUUGCAACCUUCCAAGCUACAGCUGUUAGUACGUCGUGAUGGUCGCAAAGUGCGUCUGAGUGUUUAUAAGUCUAGAUCUGAACACAGUAUCUCAGCUGAACCGACCUCAGUCUAUCUCAGUCCCUCUCUCUCCCAUACCAAAGUGACUUGGACACGGUGGCUGACUUGACGUGAAACCUUCGUCCAAAUGUGCUACACAUGUUCUGGUCUCGUUCUGCCUGACUAGAUUUUGCCAAAAAUCCCAGUUCUUGUAUAAAUGAGACGUGCCUAUUCCCAUGUACGACCUGCCGAAACUGCUGUUCUUUCUGGCUUGACGCCUUUCCGAAUUCAGGAAGGAAAAGCAGAAAAGUGACUGACUUAGGCGCAGAAUACGGUGGGAGAUCUAUCACUGAUCCUUUUAUACAAGAUGUAAUCUUGAUACUUCAAUCCCCUUGUAGCCGAGCUGAUAGAGGAUUUUUACAACUCGGCUGUUGUACAGUUUUUGUUUCUAAAUUUUCUUCGAUAAGAAUGUGUUUAAACAGACUUGCUGUUUGCGAAAUGCUUACCUCCUCUACAGUCUGUUAACUGCUUUGUCUCUCAACGUCUAGCUGCGAAGUGACACUAGUUGCUGCGAGCCUUCUGGAAGUCGAAGAACUUCUUUCCAAACCGUCUUACUUCAACAAAUCCGAGGUGACGGUUUUUCAGAACUUCGAACGGGCCUUUGCAUCACAAAAGGUACUUCUUUUAGGAACCAAGUCCGUUAGGCUCUAUUUCACCCUUUACUUGCUUAGUAACGGGGAAAUCCACGCUGCUGUAUUAAGUAAGUAGUUUGGCAAAAGUUAAAGGGCUGCACGUUAUAGAGCUGAUUAAUUUCUGACUACACCAAACGGCCUUCCUGCCGUUACAAUUGUUGCAGUCUUUGUCACUCAUUGGACGGCCACUUUCUGCUUGUCCAAACGCCCCCCCCCUCCCUCCUCCCAGUACUUCACCAGAACGAUUGCCGGUUUUUACUCACUGGGUCUCAUGCCCGUGCAUCCAGGAAAUAACGUUACCUGAACUAGCAACCCCACGGAUCAGUAGAUUUAAUUGGUUGCUACUAAACAGCCCUAAGCCGCCCCUCCAUUGCUGCUGUCGUAUUUUGGCCCUCCACAAUCUCAUCUAUCUUUUAUGUCUUUCAUACAGACUCGACUUCAUGACUUCCUUCGUUCGCAGUGGCAGAGGAUAGUUCGAUUUUCUACUGACUCACCGUCCUCUGACUUGCCGGUAGCCCUGGAAUUUAACCAACAGUGGGUCAUCUGUUCGCUGGAAGUGUCUGGCCGUACCACAGAAAUAGAGACGAUUCUUAGACUCGCUUGUGGUUUGAAGGAGACCAAGGUAAAUUGUCUGCUCGCGCUCAUUCUACUGCUUAUAACUUUCCUCUUUCCGUCCUUCAUUUAACUUCAUUGCCCUUCACCAAUUACAGGCUCUUGUUGAACAACUUUGUCUUGAUGUAUGGAAUCGAAUCUUCUUACCCUGGUUGGAGAGUCAGAAGACGCAAGAAUCCUCUACUACUGGCUGUCUGCAAUUGCGCGUACGUUUUCUCUCGACUCCUUUUGUUUAUCAAAAUAGAGUGAGCUACAUGGAACGGCUCAGAACUUGUCACUAACUCGUUCAGAUAUGGCUUCCUCCGUUCCCUUCUUGCAUAUCUUUUUCGGGUUCCCGAAACAGUCGACGCUGUCAAGUCAUGUCUAAAUACAGGUCGCUGUGGCACACGGGUGGCGGAAAAUUUUGGCCGCAGCCAAUUUUGUCGACAGUGCAAACGGAAAUCAGAGUGCAGCCGAUGGACGCAAGGGGUGCGCCUUGGUACCAUACCCUGUUUGAUCUGUAGUCGUAAUGUGUACAUUGCUGGACGAAGGAACUAUUCCAUACGGUCCCGGGUUCUCUGCGACUUCACGAUACUGUGUCCUGCGCAGCCACUGCACACGGUUGACUGUCAUGCUAAGUCAGACUAAGGGGACCGGCAGUUAACUGCAUUCACGGACUUCGUUUGUGUCGCACUGUUCAAGGGCGGGAGUAAUCGUUCGCUUUGUUGGGCAUGGAGACAGAAUUUAUGCUAAGUUAGUUGCUGCGGAGGACUUCGUCGAUGGUCGGCUUUAGUUGAAUUUCUCACUGGGACAUGCUCAUGAAGUUAAGAAAGAGCGAGGCCAAUCCAUCUCACCCUUUGUCACUAUGCGAAUCUGACAGACCGAAAGUCGUGAUCCAGGUUACCAACUGACGACAUACUUGGUUGAACUCCAUCCUGAGGGUCUGGAUCCAAUGACUCAUUCAUGCGGCCUUUAUGAAGACUCAUACUCAUAUGCUCCGACUUGCUGAGGCCUAGCUCCAAUGUGGUCAUUAACGAGCUCUGGGGUGACAUGCGUAUACAGAAGUUUUGCGCUCAAUUGUUCGCAUUUCCCCGUAGUAGUAACUAAGUGCCGUGAAAGGGGCUACAUACGAUGCUACGUCGGAAAAUCUGGGUGCUUUUUCCUCACAUAGCCGUCGACCAUAGUUAAGUUUGGGAUCUCUAAGCAGCCAUAGGAGGGGUGGGGGCGGGGAGAUAGCAGACCGUAUCUCACAAACAAAAUAAACACCAAUCUCUAGCAACUGCAGGCACCGGAGAAAAAACGAUAAGACACAUUACAGGCCAUCAUCUAUGCUUGAGUGGACGCAGGUCGUGGUUCCGCUUAUUGAAACCUCCACAACCAUUUCGGCGGCGACUACAACGACAUCCAACUUCUCUUCCCCAAUAGACAGAGACUUCACUGAAUACCAGUGAAAUAACGAACUGAUUCACGGUCAUUGAGGCAUUUUAAGACGCUUAGCACACCGAAAGUGCGCCACUGCUUAUCUGCUAAAGCCAGACGAGAAAGCGUGGUUACUGUCUGCUAAGCUGUUUUCUGGAGAUGCUGAAUGUGAGGUGACAGGAAUGGGUCGUUGACAUCUAGGUCGUGAUAAAACCGAUACAACUCCGCCACAGGAGCCUUUUGUCCGCAUGAGUGAUGAGCGCCUACAGAGACGACGCAUCUCUGAUAAUGUUGUUUCGGGUGCUCGCGGACAAGAUGUACCCAACGGACGCUAGAAGGACAUCCUGAAGGCUUAUAUUGGAAUGUGCCAAGGGCCCAGAGGGAUCAUCGUAGAGAACCGGUAGGCGUAGCGCGCUGUCGUAAAAAAUGGAGUUCCAAUCUUCCAAGUUGACCGCAUAUAUUGUGCAAAAGAAAAGAAGGAAAGGCCGAUGGGCGCUUCCAACGUCUGAGUCCUUUCUACAUGUCCUCUCUGCCGACGUAAAGUGUAGGAUCGCAUUGACUGUAUGGAACGCCAUAGGAUCCACCACAAUCCCACCAACAUGGACGUACACGAUAGACCGAAAAAGACGGCAGAUGCGGGCCAAUCUCUCCAUUCUGGCCAUCACCGUGAACGCACGUUCCGAUGCCGGAUGAUUCUGGUUGUACAUCUCAGUGUCCAUCCUGACAUGACUAACCCGGUCCCUCUGAUAAAUGCUAUCCUUGCCUUGCCAAACACUUACCCUCUGAGGUCGGGUCGUGUUAACCCACUGAACCCGAUCCAACAGCCAGAGGAUCAUGCCGGUCCACCUACGUGUUGCAGCAUGCAUAUGUGGCUCUGACGUGUGACACAAUGGCUGGGACGUUCGUUUUAGCAGCUCGAAAUGCUGCGCUCACGUUCAUCACUCUCCAGUGUUGCAUUUCCAGCUUCGCUGUUUCCACAUCUGUAGUCUUGUAUGUGUCACAACCUGCUUAACAUCCUGCUGGGCUGUACCGAGUACCUGUGUCCUACUAAAUGAUGACACCAACAACAACACUGAUCGCCACCCCAAAUAAACUUCUAUUUCAACCCGUAGUUAGCACUGUGGACGAUCUGCUCAGACGCCCGAACAUUCUCCUCAGCCCUGGCAACUAGAGACCUUUCUUUUUAUCUCAAAAAGACUGUUAUCAUUCGCUGAGACAGGCAAACUGUUACUAUUCUAUCAUGCAUACUUUUAUCGAACGGGCUAGUGACGGACUUAGACGUUAUAUUUUAAGAAUACGGUGACCGGACUUUGAAGCCUUCUUACUGAUUUCUUCUUUGGGCUCUCAUUUCCACUUUAAAUUGCCUACACCGUUGCUCGAGACCUUAAUGUUUUCCAAGCACGCGUGUUGCCUAUGCUGUACCGAGGCAUUAUCCCUCGUCAUCCGGCGCUCCAUAUCUCCAAUCUGUUUUAUCCGGUUAUGCCGCUAAUACGUCACAAAACGCUACAGUAGCCGCAUUGUACUCUUUGUAUCUUCUUGUGGAGAAGUUUUAACAGAUAGACCCCGUCGAGCCUUAAAGCUGCCAACGUGAAGAAGUAAACAAUCUUCCGGCCACACUGUUGCCCGAUCACAAGAGUAAAAAUGACGUCUUCGCCCGAGAUGAUACUGCUCGCGGCAUGUUUUAAAGCUUCAGAGAUGUCUAUGGCUACUUCGCGAUUUCUGACUUAACACGAAGAUUCGUGUGUACCGGCUAUAUAUCUAUUCCUUCCCCUUUGGUUAUAAAUACUGGGCUGUACAAAUGCACAAUAAGUUAAAAGUGAAGGGUUUCCACCUGCAUGUGUUUUGAUUGCUUAUUCUUCGCCGAGGAUUGAGUUGGGUAGUCAGGAAGACUCUUCGGACAGUGAUGUAGACAGGAAAACGAUACAUUCCUGGGGUCUGAAUGGUAAUUUUACGAGACACGGCUGAGUUAGUGAUAACUUCGCAUGCACCCUGUGUGUAAUGUUUCUUUCAGACAGCAGUCUUGCAUCCUAGUAAUCUUGCACAAGUUAGAUCACUAGGAAGGUGGUCCUCCCCAUGAUUAUUAUUUUUUAGUAGACUGUGUCUUUUUCAAUUUUUAAAGUUUUCCUUGUCUGGUAAUUUGCACGAAAGGCCGACUUCUGAAGUCCCCAAUCCCAAGCAAACUUGAAAACAUACGAAAAAAUGUUAUAGACCGUAUAACUAGCUAUUGUAUCCCUUUCCCCCUAGACGUCCGGUGCCGGAAACCACGCAGACGAUGACGCGACCGGCCGCUCCCACGUGUGGCGGCUGUCCCUCGUCACGAUAAAACCUGACAUCGAGUGGAGUGACAAGAGUCCGAAGAUUAUUGAGGACGCCUGUAGCACUCUGGUUGAGGCUCUGACCGGCUUGAGUCAACACCUCUUUGGUCUGACUGUGGCCGACUCCGCGGGCUCGCGAGUAGUUGACUUUUGUCGCCCCCUGGGCAUCUUCAACGACUGUCUUGCCGCACACCUCCUAGAUGACCUACUUCUCACCCACCUGCCUGUCUCGCCGGAAACUUUUGCCUCAAAGGACUUCUCUGGUGCUGCUGCGGCGGCGACCACUGCCCGUCUAUCGCAGUUUAUUAGCCAGGUCUCUGCUGCCGUUAACGGUCUGCUGGACACGGCCAAAAGGCUCGGCUUCAUGCAGUCGGAAGCCCCGGAUGCAGCCUCUUCAUCCCUGACGUCCUUUGUGGAGCACAUGGAGACGUUCAUUGCUGCCCAGGGGCGGUAUUUGCUCUACACCUCUGUGCUGGACAUGCUGUCAAAGGUGGAGAACUUUUAUACACUUCAUAAGGUGCGUUUUCAAAAAGUGCACGUAUUUUCUAGGCCACAUUUGUGAUAACUUACUGCAGUGCUACCGAAAUUUCACCUCAUAAGAACUGGAUAACCAGCAGUAUUUACACUUGCUACCCACUUUAGGUCAUGGGUCAUUAUUAUUCUUUAUCAGUGGGCACUUCAUUGUGACCUAAGAAAGCCACUUUUCCCUGAAGAGUCAUCCGCUCCCUGGUCGGAGCUACCUGAUGUCGUGGGGUAUAGCCUGCUAAAGGCGCACAUGCUUCACGCGAAAUCAGCACCCUGUGCAUUACCCACCGCACUCAUCACACCCACCAUGUUCCAACUGUAAGAAAAACUCGAUAAAACUUAGUAUGGACGUUUGUGCAGGUACUGAAGAAGUCAAGCCGACAUCUGCGCGUACCAGACAGGUGCCGGCCCUUGCGCAUACUAACUAGAUCUCAAGGAGCGCAUCUUGGAUAUAUCAUCGAGGACAAUUGCCGUAAAUGCCCUACUAGGUGGGCGUCAUUACGUCCUGACCUCAGUUUUGAGUACGAUGCGGGUAUCCCGUCACCAUGUCACCGCUUUGAGUGCACCAUGAAGGCUAAAACACUGUCGCCUAAGAGCUAGUCAGCUUGAGGAAAGCCUCCAGGGUCGGCCUUACCCCUUCUUACCUCCUACAAUGUAUUGAUAGCAAGUCAAAAUGAAACAUACUGACAGGGCGCAGUGUCUGACGUGAUUAGGGGACCCCGAUAUAGAGCUAUUCGCAAAACUGCAUGGACCUCAUUGAGACCUUGGGCAGCGACGCGGUACGCUAUGGAGGGCCGGAUGUGUGGUUUACAAGGAGGGUGACACUCAACCCACCCAGUUUUCUUCGAACGGAGGUGUAUCCAUCGCUGAUGACUGCAAUCAUCAUCUCGACUGAAUGAGGUGAGAGUUGGAUCAGGGUUACUUAUGUAUUUGACAAGUUGUUAGCUUUGUCUUAUUGUGGUAGAAAUAGCAAUUUACCGAUUUGUUAAGUCGAUGAUCUUGUAAAGGGUCACAGACCGGAGAACUAUUUUGUCAUGACAGGUGUUAGCUGCUGGUCAGGUGAGCCUAAAGAUCGUGUUUUCUAACUGUUUCAUGUGAGUCAGCUACGUGCGGAACACGCCGCGUACCACGUUGUCAGCAGAAGCACCCAACUUCCAAUUCCCUUUUCGCCAGUUUGUGUAUUUUAGUAGCGAGGAAUCUGUCUUGCCUUCUCGGGCGUAUGCACAUUCCAUGACUCGGGCACAGGAAUGCUAACCGUGCACAUUCCCUUUAGACUACGGAAUCCUCAUUGCCCGUCCGCCAGAAGUCCGAUUGGCUGGAUCAUGUGCUCGAUAAGGUCACGUGUCAGGUUCAGGCACUUUCUAUCACAUCCAUACUAUUGUUUAUGGUGAUUCUAGUAAACAUGACGUCUUGUUCAUGCCACGCUGAAGGGCAAAUGAGGCACCAUGGUUUUUUAUUCCCCUCGCCAACAUUCGCGCAAGCAAAGAGACACAAUUACAAGUGGAGUAUACCUCUCGAAAGAUUUCUGUCUUGUAUGGUUCAGACACGAAUUCCGUCCGCACUUGCGUUCCUCCCAACUCUUGUCCUGGUUGGCGCCUGUUUCGUGGUAACCAACAGGUGGUGGAUAGUCAAGUGUUUCCUGGUCAUGGUAAGAGGGGUGUGGGCUUUGAGAAUUAAGUUUUUGUUGAUGGAAUGCCGGGUAACUCCAAAUUGCUGAACAUCAAACACCUUAUCGAACGACAUGGCCUGCUGACUUGCCCUUUUUAUGGACACUGGGACCGGCUAAACUGGCUCUGGCUCUUGAGUGUUUUUUGUCGUUGAUAAUGACUGUCCAAUUCGCUCUCCCCAAAUACAAACUACCUUUUUAUAGGUAGGCCCUUCUAAAGAAAUCAAGCCGCCAUCUGCGGACGACGAGGAGGAGGAGGGGCGAUCUCUGGAGGAUAUCAUCGAACAGGAAGAACUUGCUGAACUCUUCUCAGCAGUCAACCUGGAAUUCCCUGCCUGUUCGGUAACAGCCGUCCUUAGUUCCGUAAUAAGCAUACUUGUUUACUUUAUUGUACGGUGAUGUAGCCAUGUUCGCUAUGAAGUUUAAGCAACUUUGCCUUCCCUUGCUUAAGUUAGUCAGUAUCCAGACGCAAAAUUCAGUCACUUGUUCUCUAGCUCUCAGCCACACUAUUCCAUGCACCCCUUGGACCUUCUUAGUUUUACGAUCGCCGAUGUGAUGUGUGAGGAUAACGAUGCGACUUACGGUCGAAGCGGAUGAGUGAAUACAACGGUUUUCUUGUAUAAGAUAAAAGACCCAGCACGCUGGACUAUAUAGCAUGCUGGCUAUAAAGCGAUGUCAGAGGGGUAUAAUGCGUCCGAGUUGAUCUAAUCAGAGCGAAUUCUGCGACAACUGUUAGCCAUCGUAGGUUGGUGCUUGUAAAUACUGUGACAUCCCUGUCCAAAAGACUUACCGCGUGGAAAUUUCGGUGAGAAUUCAGCAAACGUCCCAUGGGAGCGUAAGCGGACGUUGCCGCGUUGCGCAUUGUCCACAACAAAGGAGCUUCUCUCCUCACUAUCUCUUUGGCCCAUGGCUGCUUUAGUCAUCUCCAGUUUUAAGAAUAAACCUACUUUAAAGCGUAACUCAGACAAAUAUUAGUGUGUCUCAAGGUCGAAUGCGAAUUUGAACUUGACUUUUGGAACAGAUUGUAAGAGUUGCAGUUCUGCCUGCGGCUUUUUCUCUUCGCUGGUCCCCAUGGGAUAUAAAACACAUUUGAAGCAUUGUUUUUUCCGGAAGAAUUUUGAACAGGGCAAAGGCGACGAAACAUACAGAAUUUAUUGAAGUCAUUAAAUUUCGUGACCUCUUCUUCAACUGCACAACGGUCAUUUCGUAUUUAUAAGGUAAACUGUUCAACCAGAGAUAGGCCUAGAGGGAUGAAACAUGAUAGGUAAAUAAAACAUAGAAAGUUGAUAUGAUAUACGGGUGUGCAUGGCGAGGGGGACAGAGGAGGAGGAAAGUUAUCUAAGUAAGCGAGUUUACUUUACUGUGAAAACAUGUCAGGCGUGAAACACAUUUUACAACUUUUCGAUACUUUGUGGUUUUCCAAAUUCCCUUCCCAUUUCUCAUGACAACUAUCUCAGAAAUUUCUUUAAAACAAUUCGAGCAACUGCUAUCAUGCAGUUUUUCGGCUACCAACUCCGACAUGCGAUCGUCAACUUCGUCUUUGCUACAGAGUAGGUCUUCAUAUGCGUGCGUCUUCUAACCCCACCUGCUGCUCUCGGCAUUUCAAGCCUCAUCUGUCCUACCUGUAUAUGAGGUCAGUAUAUAAUCGUCUAGUGGAAUCUAAACUAAUCAGAAGAAGAAGCGAUCACUGUAACAGGGGCUUUAUUCGCCUGACGUUUCGGAUUCUCACUUGAAUCCAUCAUCAAAGACAAUGGCGGAAAAGGGUGACUCGUGCACAGAACGUUCCAGUAAUUAUAGGAUGCGGUCGCUAUGCUACCGCAUACCUACAGCAAUUAACCGCGCUCCCCUUCAUCAAGGAUUGUUGCCGGCUGGUGCGGUAAUUGCUUGAUGGCCGGCAUGCAAGUUGUUAAUUGCUGAAAUGUCAUCACCCGUGUUGGAUGCUGGCGUGAUGAUUGCUCGGCCAUCUGGCUCACCGGCUUGCGCGCUCCCCGAGUGGUCAAUUACUUUGGCCAGCCUACGCCUCAGCGCGGAAUAUGGAGUGGGGAUGUCGUUUCACUUGUUGAUAGAUUGAGGUCCCGUGAACCAUGACUCAAGCAAGUCGCGGCUCACGCGAUUAUCCCCUCUCGCGAGAAUUUCGGCCUCAUCGAACUUGAAUGUGUGGCCGGGUCUCGUUGAAUGGGCCGCGACCUGAGAGUUGGCGUCAUUUCUCCGUACCGCUGCCGUGUAUUCGGCAAUUCGCGUUCGGAGCAGUCAUCCAGUUUCUCCGACGUAGUUGCUUUGUCCGCAACUGCACCAGAUCCGGUAAACGACUCCAGAUAUUUCUUGCCGUGACAGUGGGUCUUUUGGUCUCAUCACCUGACGCCUCAUGGUGGCCUCCGGUCUGUGUGCAACUCCAACCCCAAGGGGUGCAAGAAGACGACUGACGGCUUCCGAGACGUUCUUCACGUACGGAAGAGCCCGCCAAAAUUUGGGGCUGGUUGGAUUUGGUCUCUGGUGUCCUUUUCGUAUGCACUGGUUGACAAAGUUGCGUGGGUAACCAUUGGCUCUCAUUACUCGUCAAUAAAUUUCUUGUUCCAGUGAUCGCAUCGUCGUCUUCUGAACUGCUGCUACCUGGAACUAGCCUAUUCGCUUCUAUCAGAAAACCCUCUCUCAAAUGCCCUUUAGAUCGGUAAACCCUAACAGAAGCCUCCAACAGCUAUCCAUCCAGUUGAUCUCUUGUUAUCAAUAUAGUCAAAUAUACUAUGUCAUCAUUCCUACAGUACUAGAAGAUUAUCUUUUUCCAUUGUUUAUUUUGGCCAUAGUAUUAUAUAUCCAUUAUGCAUUUGAGGCGUGGUAUGCUUAUAGCGCAUCACCCAGUUUUCGAAAUCGGCAAAAAUCUACCAGCAAGAAAUAAAUAUCUGGCUACUGCAUGCUUCAGCAUCGCCUGUGAAACCGUUUGGUCAAAGACCAAAUGCGAUCAUUGCUGGGAUAGGCAACCCUUGCCGUGUUCUGCGAACACAUCGCCUUUUGUUUAUAGAAUUUUAUUUUUUACCUUCAAUCAAGCAUUCUACGGCAGAUAUGGUACGCGUUUAGAUGAAGGCAUCCAAUUCCGUCAUUAUGUCUCAUCCCCAUUAGCCCUGACGUGGACUGACCACUAGCUCACGGAAAAGGGGAGAGGAAGUGCGGUCGUUCCAAGUCAAGUCGAGUGUCUGCUUUCGUCACUACAAACUGACAGACGCUCUCUUAAAUUACCACAACGCUCUGACAGCCUUGACUUGGAAGCUUUUCAGCUGAUGGGAUAAGUUGAUCAUAUCUAGUUAACAUUGCACCUUAAUGCGGUUCUUAUUACACUCUCAUGCCCGAUGUCCAGGGCCCCUCGUUAAAGAUUGGUUCUUGCGGAGCUGGCCACCAGCUCGUGUGUUGUACACCCAGUCGGGCCUCAGCCACGGCGACCGCGCUCACCUUCAUUCGCCUUGACUCCGUCCUGAUAUCCGAACAGUAAGUUAUAUGUUGCUCAUGCGCUAGUCACCGUCCCGCCCCUGACGGCAAGGUGACAUCAUUCCCGAUCGCAGCCGACAGGACAACGAGCCCGUGGCUCAGUGAUUAGAGGCGCUGGACUCCUAACUUACAGGGCGCGGGAUCGAGUCCCUGGUAUUGCACGCUUCGGGGUUGGAUAUGAUUGCCUGACGACGGCCAGUAAGCCAGCAAUGGCCAUUCCAGUCUCCCUAGUCUUUGUCGGUAUUAACAAAGUGACAACUCUCACCGCUGUUGACGGAUGCAGUAAUUAUUAUAGCAGCUAUAUUCCGUGUAGCACAUCUGCCUUUAGACGCCGGUUUUUCUGCUACUACUUUCUCCAACCCUUCAUACCGAGUAUUGUUUAGUGGCACUAGUCCCUUGCUAGGUUGUCUUUUAGUAGAUAAGUGACAGAACGUCGUAAAUUUCUCAAGUGUGUCCCUGACAAAAUGAGCUGGCUAAUUAUACUUUCACGGCUGGUCACUAGCUGUUAGAAUUUGUUAAAUUUGUUUGGAGUUGAUAUCUUUGGUCAUUUCUUACGACUGAAAACUAAAUUGGCUAUUUUUCGACAUUUAUUUCCCUUUUGCAGGUUUCGGAAGCAGCAGUCAGUCUUCUUGCGCGAGUCACUCAAAUCAUAGAUCAUGCGGAGGCCCUGCUGGAUCUCAGUCUGGACGAUUCUAACGCCAAAACGGGCCAUACUGAUGUCAACCUGACCAAACCGGAGUCAGCUCCUCUAGACCUUGUGCGGUCCCUGCUGACCCUGGUUCCACGACUUAUUUUUCUCUACGUUCACAGCGUUCCGGCCCUGCACUCAAAUCGCCUGAAGUCCGAUUUCAACUUUCUGGGUAAUCUAUCCCGCCUGCAUGGCUAAAUCACCUGACUUGCUUACAGCAGUUUCUUACCAAAAGAAAAGUCUGUCUUUGAGAAUUUAUUAUUCUAGUUGGAUUGACACGGGAAUACGGAUUCUCCAUAUUUCAGGUGGCCUUGCCCUAAUUUCCAGGGGUUUAGCGGUAGAGCUCGGAGAGGUAGAGGCAGGGUUAAUACUAAGGUCAGGCUUGGUGUUGGAGCACGAGAAUAGGUACCCCUGGAAUUUAGCGCGAGGCCCUCUGUAGUACGGAGAAUUCCAUAUUUCUGUGUACGAUCAUUCGGUCUGACUUUCUAUUCACGAGUUAGUCUCCUUUCCCUGGGACUAAUUUUUUGUCGAAGAUACCUUUUAUAGCACCGCAUUGAAGCGGAAGAGUUGGUUAAUUUUUAAUUGUUAUACGGGUAUGAAAGAAGAUGUAGGGAUCUGAAAGACGAGUUCAUUCUUUUCGGCCUUUAGAGUUCUUAAUUCUGUCACCUGCCGGCAGCACAGGUGAACUUCAGCUAUGCGACUUCCGCCCCCUGCUCAUGGCUGCAUUAGUCUUUUUUGUGAAAUGGACUGGCUAUUUUCUACAUAUUUCAGAUGAUGAACCCGCGACAAGUCUGAAAAUGCAGUAGCCGAACCUCGUCUGCUCUGUGCUGGAAUCAUUUGCCAUUUUCUCCGCCACUGGGCUCAGGCCUCGUAGUGUAAAAGGAAAACACGGCUGCGCAAAGCGAAUUAUUUUUCUUAGACAUUAUUUAAUAUUUAAUGUUGCCAUAUGCGAUGUUACUGCUGCGUUGGAUGUUCCGAACUUUGGCAAUUCUAUUAAAGCUUAUGCCACUUCAUCUUGUGCUAAUACUCGAAUGUUUGACACAUGUACAGUAGGUGGGCUAACUUAUGAAAUGUCAACCGAAAUUCCAAAAUGCGUUUUCCUGUCCAAAAGAUAAAUUAACUAGGGUUGUAAAACUAGCCAGCCUGCAACAUAAUUCUAUAAUAUUUCAGUUACCUUAGGAUGCCGGCUUUCGAACGAACUUCCUUCCGGCUGCAUACAAAAACUACACCCUGUAAAAAUGACUACUUAAGUAGCAUGACCUUUUCUCAUUGAUUUUCGAUGCCCCUAGUAGUCCAAUUAUGUUUCCUAGAAAACUAUCUGCCUAAUGAGCAAAAGAAUGAAUAUUUUUAUGCAUGUUUUCUAUGAAAUAUAAUUGGACUUUUAGAGGCAUCGAAAAUCAAUGAGAAAAAUGCGUGCUAAUUAAGUAGUCAUUUUUACAGGGUGUAGUUUUUGCAUGCAGCCGGAAGGAAGUUCAUUCGAAAGCCGGCAUCCUAAGGUAAUUGAAAUAUUAUAGAAUUAUGUUGCAAGCCGACUAUUUUUAUAACCCUACUUAAUUAAUCUUUUCGAAACGAAAACGCAUUUCGGAAUUUCGGUUGACAUUUCAUGAGUUAGCCCGCCUAUUGUGUAGCGUCGUAAAGAGGCUAAAUGACAUUGGCACAUCUUGACUCUUUCCAAAUUUGUCUGCCUAAUGACAGUGCUAGAGUACAAUAGUUGUUUUGGUCGGUUCCUUUCAAAGAAAGUCCUCGGACUCUAUCGGUUUCUGCUUCAUUCAGGCCAUCAAAUCCGUCUCACAUUUUUUGGGAAGUAAUUGAAAAAUAGCCCGGUAAUCGCUGUGAUAUUUUACAUUUCAAACGAUUUCUUUCGAAUUGCCGACUGAAGAGAUGCGCCAGUGGCUGGGACUCAUCCGUCAAUUUGAAUGGAUACGUAGACGGGCGGGGAUGCGUUGACCAACUGUUUGCUACCCUGUAUAUCCUCAACUACCACCAUGGCUACCACCAGUAGGUGACAGUCCGCUUUGUGGGCUUUUCUGCUGUAUUUGCAAUAGAUGCAGUGCAAAUCUACUAUUACUAUGCCCGCACUAACGCGCAAGUCACCGUUCCUGCUCUCACCUUGCUCUGGAGCACACGGUGGACACCGUCGGCGGCGACAGUCGGACUGUCAUAUAUCAACCUUAAAACUACGUAUUGGGCGCCACGAAAUUUUUUGAAUUUCCUGGGUUUGUGGACCAAGCACGAAGUGUAUGCGAUGCUUCAACUUUUUAUUUUCAAUAUUUCAGCUGCCUACUACGAUGACUGCAUUUAUCUGGCGCACGAGUGCCUCACUUUGGGAAAGCUGAGACUUUACCCUCUGGCGGAAAAAGUCCUGAUGGCGACGGAGGCUGCCGACGCUGAAGGCCAGGACAAAGAUUUUCCCCUGUCCUUCCUAGCCAGUGUUUCAACAAUACAAUUGGUUUCUCAACUGCGAGAAGCCGGAACUUCAGCGCUUCUGGAGCGUCUUCGAGAGCAACGCAGUUCGAUUGAGGAACAGUUUAAGCUCUCUAGGGGACUACGCGUAAGUUAAUAUCGCCUCUAAGUUUCAAUUACACAUUUCCGACUGUCAAUACUGGCAGUCAGUGUAUACUUUUUCCUGCUGUAGGAGUCCUCAACAAGCGGUUUGACUGAUUGUCAACAGGCAAUAGUAGCCUGCCUCUCCUUGAUCCUGCGUCUAUCGAAGGACCUGAAUAUUAUGCCGAUGUCUGUAUACCUCAGAUGCCUCGGUAAGUGUCCCAGUCUUGUCUUUUGUCUUUCUCAUGCAGUCGUUUUCUUUCCAGGUGGGAUAGAAGUGAAUUUUCGGCAGCCACUGGGAAUUGGUGGGAUGACUUUAUUGACCGACUUUCCGGGCCCUCGGUUUACUGUACAUUUUUUUCGAGAACUGGGGACGCCCAUAACGUUACGGCUGUUUGCAGGACGUCUUAGGUUAGUCAUCCCCAUGCCAUGUGAUCCACACAGCGCUGGCUUGAACUGCCGACAAUCAGGGUCGUGCUUACCGCGUAAUAGUUACUGCACCUACAUUAAUUGUCUACACGCGUUGGCUGUUGCCUUUGCUUGUCAAGUUCACCCAUAAAGGUGGUGGCUUGCUACUACUGGUUAUCAAUAGCGCCCCUUUAUCUCGUCAUAUAUUGAUCUGUUUCCCUGUCGUGGUCAGCAUUCCUGUAUCCCAGUCUGUUGGAAUCUUUCAGGGGUAUUUCCGACAAUCACGUCUUCCACAGUAUAACCCUCUCGGUCUAGGUACUGGCACAAGGUUUACUGGCCUGGGAGAGUUUGAUAUACUGGUUGAUCAAUUCUGAGCUUCAGAACCGAACCAGGCUCAAUGACUCCUCCUUAAUGUGGUUUCUACGCCAGUUCCACUCAGGUGGGGUCCGAGCCGUCCACCUCGUCUCUGUGAAAACCUGCCUCAUUGCGCGCGGACCAGGUCUCGUGUGUGGCACGCGCAGACGGGCUGUUUAGCUUUGUCAGCCGCCUGAGCCAGAGCCCGCCUCCGGUAGUCCUGACACCGUCUUUCCACUGGGCCUAGGUGGAUGGAGAGACGAGGGUGCUGUGGGUGCUGCGCAAGUCUACUAUCACUAUAAACUGAGUCAUGUGCAAGUCACAACCCUGCGUUCACCAUGUCGUGGACAGCCGAUAAACAUCAUCGUUCGCGAUGGUCUAACCGUGAGUAAUUAGAGAAACCUGGUCAUGUUCGUCGUUUCGAUCAAGUGAAAGGGUAAUCGGGGACUGUUUAUCAUCUAGGUAGGUAAGGGUGACAUAGUGAGAGCGGAGAGGUGGUUGGGAUAAUUGGCGCCGAGGGUCUCGAGAGCAUGCAGUUGACUGAUUUUUGACCCCGGCAAACCCGAGGUCUGCACGAAGUUCUUCAGUAGGCACAGGACCGGCUUACGUUACCUGAUAUCGACCGCUUCCACUGUUGUCCGUAGACGCUGUCGUAGUGGUUUUGUGUAAUUCGGCUUUACCUUCCAAAUCACUCGGGAAGCUUUUUUAUGGUUCGUGCGAUGCCCGGAAUUAGUUAUAUGUACGUAAUUCGAUUUCAUUUAAAAUCCAUAUUUUAAUUUGUCGUUCAAUCAUGCAAAUAUGUAGGCCUGAUGGGAGUUUGUCGAAAGCAAUGUAUGCAGUCGCACCUGUAGGUUUGUUCUGUAAACACUCCUAUAUGACGAUUGACCAGCCAGUCAUUUCGACAAUUUCUUCGAAAAUGGCGCUCCGAGUAAUGUGUCUUAGGUGUCCUAGCAUUUUUCACGUCGUUGCUGGUUUUCUGUGGCCGGUUGGUUAAAGCAGGUUUCCACUACGUCUCCCACGCAAUAAGCUGUCGAAAUAUUAUCUCGCUGCCUUAGUUAAAAGAACAAUCGGACUCGUCAAAGCAUUCACUUCUGGGAAAGCAUCAUCUUUUUUUUCAUCAUUUUCGACGGUUGCAACAUUUGACGUUUCUACUUCAUCAGUUUUCUCUUCUGCCACUUAGGUGUGAUUUGCGAAGACUUUGUGAAACUCAUCUGUGAAGCUCUUCUCCAGCUGGAGGACAUCACUACACCGGAUUGCAGCACCCUUAUUCAGCUUAUUACAACCGUAACAAACUCGGUGGGUUUGAGUCCCAUUAUAAACUUUCCCUCUGUGAUUCGAAGAUAACCACUAAGCCAGAAAUGACCAUUUAAGUCUCCAUAGUCUCCGUUGUUAUUCCUACUUGUAUUGCUUGUGCUUUGAAUCUUUACGCAGAUAAUGUAUGUAUGUGUUUGGCUAUACAUGCUUAGACAUAUUGCUUGCGAGGAAGAGCCUAUCAACUUACACUCCCAACUUUAUUCGUGUCGAUGUUUUGAAAGCUUCACCACUUCCUCCAUCAGGGCGGGGAAUUCGUUUUUCAGCAUCGUCGCCUUACGCGCAUCCACUCACAUGCACAAACGUGAAGAUAAAUACUUUUUCUUUCAUGCCUUCGGCAAUUAAAUCUUAAUCGAGAUAGGUGUAUACAUUUCUUCACCGUCCUUUAAGCCAUCGUUUCUUCACUAUGUUGGUACAUGGGUUAUUUAGCGUUUCUACGUUAUCCCCUUCUUUAACAUCUUUAGAUAUCCGGUAUCUUUGAGAAGCACCUCGACGAUGCAUUUGCCUCUCCAAACAGUGGUUCUGCUGCGGUUGAAGAGAAGGUAGGGAAGGCUAUUUUUUGUUUAACUGGUAACUUGCUCUAGGAGUCAAGAAUGUCUUCAUUUCCAAGCGAUUGCUUGCAGUCGGUUAUCUGAGCAUACACCUCAUGCCCUUCUGCCUUUUUUGCUGUUGUCCUCAAAGUAUCCUGUCACUCGGUUCUUAGGACGUCAUAAACGUUUCGAAUCAGAUCUCUAACUGUAGCCGGAUCGGCCGCAUUCAUUUUCGCUGUAAGCUUCUUUUUCCAGAGUGGGAUUUUGUCUGGUCCAUUUUCUGCUGCCGUCCGUGAAUUUUUACUCCGAGCAGCUGUGCUGAGUGUAUGCAAUGGGGAACUGCCAUUCACUUACUGGACAGAAGACAGGGACAAAACUAGUCCGACGUUUCAGUCAGGACAAUCGAUCUUUAUCUCGCUGCACCAUUGUGGUGGUGCUGGUGACGGUGACGGUGGUUGUUUGUCCCAUUAGGGGCGAAAGGGGUUCAUCUUGAAGACGGGUUUCGUGCUAGUGCGCUCUACGGUGUUGGAGACCGUGUUCUCAGGGAGUUAUUUGAAUGAACAAUGGCCACAGGCCAAUUUUUGCGCUGGAACCCACCAAUAUUGUGUUUUUUCCGUCCCCCACUGACGUCAAUCGGAUGCUGAUACUGCAUAAGUACUGACCUCUUAUCAGGCGGACUCCAAGUACAGAUGACUAUUUAACCCUUUAUAACCGACGCUACCUUCCUGGGCUCUAGUUUCCAUGGUCAUUUUCUGCAAGUGUCUUAGAUUCCGUUUACCUGCUGAUUUCCUGAAGUUUGGUCAAAUUUUAUUAUCCAGCAAUUCUAUCCUCUGUUUGUUGUUUCUCAGGUCAGCUUUUGGUUAGAUCGCAAUUGGUAGCCAGGAAUGAGGAGGCGGACGGCCAGGUCCCUGUCGUACGGGAAUGGUGGGUUGUGUGGGUAUGGUAAGGUAGAGGAAUGCUGGAGUUUCUGGGUAAAGUUACCAGGGAAAGUGCUGGAAAGUUUUAAAUGGGUGCAAUAAUGGCAGAAAUUUAAACUCUACGUUUAACCCUAAAAUCCAACCCUGACCGCAACCGUAAAGAAUAACCCUAAGCCUCAAAACCGAAACUUAACCAAAAUCCUAAAAUCCAACGCUUACCCAAAACCUAGCCAUAACCCUAACCUUAAGCCUAACCUUGACCGUAACCCUAACCCUAACACUGAAACCUGACCCUAAAACGCAAACGCUAAUCCUAAAACUUAACCCACGCCUAACCCUAACCCUCACUAAACCCAACAGCCCGACCGAAACGGGCGACCUGCCUAACUCAGUAAGAGCACACCUACUGAUAACAAUUUCCCUAGACAAGGUAAGCACACCUACUGAUAACAAGUACGUACGUCGGCAGUAUCACCGUAUAAUGUCUGGCUAGCAACUGCGAUCUUACCCAGCUUUUCUUAGUGGCAUUAGCAACGAAUAGGUAGCAUAGGCCGAUUGAGAAGUGGGGAUAUUCAGAAACCCUAACUCAAACUAUACUCUCGAGUGGGGUGUUCACAAAAAGCCUUCUGCGUUCCACUUAAAGCAUUUGCGUUAGAAGCUGGUUCACCAACAAUUGGAAAGUGGGGAGACGCCGUUUUGCCUCGCACUUAUCAACUUAUUAGGGCUUGUGUAAAAACGAGUAACGCUCACCGUCUAGCUUUUGAGAUUUCAUAUUCCAUGACUUUGGGCAGUACGAGGUAGCUUUUCUUAAACUACAAACACACAUUAGAAAUACCGUCCUAGAAAAAUUAGCAAGGCAAACCUUUUUGUCCUCGUCACUUUUUCCUCCCUGUCUAUUCUGUCCGUUUGUUUUCUUUUUUUUUCUGUAGUCUCUUACGACCCUUCUCACCCGACGUGUCCCCUCGUGGCCUCGUCUCGAAAGCAUUCUCACUGUGCUCCAGGCAGCCUCGCUGGAGCAUAUUCGGCACAUCUGGGCGGACAGGAGCAACGCCGACGCUCAGCCACUUCCCUUCAGGCUGACUGCUGCCGAGGUGGGACAUCUAGUGACUGCACUCUACAGAGAUUCCACUGCACGCUCCAACUUCCUCAAAAAUCUUACUGAUUAGGUGGCAUCUCGCGUUGUUCCCUGUUUCCCCAUUUGGUUUCUAGAGAUUACUUUCACUGAAAUAUAUACUUCGUACAUUUGUAUACGGACUUUGCGUUAGUUGAAAGAAGGCGCCUGUCCUAGUAGGUAAGGGCCUGAUGCCUGCAAGGUCAGAAUUGUGAACACUGACUUCUGGCAUGCCAUCUGGAAUAGUUCUGUUCCGAACUCGCGCUUUCAUACGCCCAGAAAGUCACAGCUGGAACACUUUAGCGUCGGACUCAACAAACUCGCGUUGUAGUUGUCACUGGUGUAACCAUUAGUUAUUAUUCUGUCAGGCGCUUGUUGUGUACCAAAAGAUCACAACCAACGUGUUAGGUUAAGUCUUCGCCUCAACGUGUUCGGAGGGUUUUUAUUCCGAGGGGAAUAAGUAUUUAAGACCACUGAUUCUGCCAUUUUAUCGUCAGGAGAGCAGGAGCUCAAAUGCCUUCUGUGUGUUAGAUCUGAAGGUGAGUGGACUUCUUUUUCUCAUCGUUUGAAUUAGUGAGGCACUGUUACAUUAUUAUGCCGUGGCCAAGCACUCACUACAGGACGAAAAUACCGCCUGACCUAGCACGAUUUCAUUCCCCUCUAGAGGUGGACUACCCACUUUUGAGGAUACCCGAACUGGUCCGAGGUUGCCGUCAAAGGGCAUUGAUAUGAAAACUCAGCCUUCUUGAUUCUGGGCGGUCAUAUCCCAAGGCCUGGGAUUGGUGAUAGUGGCAUGUAAACCAGAAAUGGUUAGUACAGUCUCGCCUGUCGAAACAAUUUUGCGACGCGAACAUUAAUUCGCCCGGGUUAUAUGUGGGCGCAAUCGCGUUUGUCCGCGACUGCUGUUCUUGUACGUCAGCCCAGUGACUUCUGAUCACAAAUGACGCCUAAGAUCGUUUGAAGGAGUGAUUAGCGUUCGUGGCCACAAUUUCCCAACUGAAGAGAAAGGACCAAGUGCCAUACUCUGAUGCGACAGACGCUGGCUGGUCCUGAGAGCAAACGGGUUUAGCGUGCAGAUCUCAGUCCCUAAUUACAGGAAAGCAAGAUCCUAUCUCUCUUUAGCAGAUGACUAACACUUGGGCAUAAGCUGAUCCGGUAUCCGCGACUGCUCCAACCGAGCCAUUUCCUCGUAAUGUUUGUAACAAAAAGACACUUCAAAUAGGAUACUGAAGCAGUGCAGAUUUUACUGACUUCACGAAUCGCGUGACCUCUUACUCAACUUCCCACGGUCAUUGCGUAUUUAUAAGACAAGGGAAACUGUUCAAUCAUAGAUUGACCUAGAGAGAUGAAACGCGAUAGGUAAAAUGAAGCAUGGAUUUUUGGUCCGGCACGGGGGUGCGCAUGGCGAGGGGGAGGGAGAAAGAAGUCACCUGAGCAAGCGAGUUCAGACAGCAGUGAAAACCUGCCGGGCAUGGUUGAAACUGCAGCGCAGCAGUCAGUCAUGCCGGGAGGGGUUGCGAGGAGGUGAGAGGACGGAUAUGGGAGUGGAGUCACGCCCAUUAUCGAUUCUUUUCAUGGUAGCGCGAGGUGGAUCACGUGAUCCAGCUUCUUGCAGAGUUCUGGUUUCCUCCGUAUCGCAGCGACCUCUGCAAAACGCAAGAGCACUCUGCAACCAUUGAGUCCACCGUACGGCCAGUGUCCACUAGGUGCUUUAUAACUGAGCUACAUGAAGGAAUGAAAAUAAACAAAAUUAACAGUGUCUAUAGGUGUCUCAAGGGCUAUUAAGCCUUUAACACUCAUCUUCCUCACGCCGCCCGCAUAACGAGGUCGGCGGGUUUUGGUUCUUAGAGCAAGGGGUGGGGUAAAAGAGUCUUUGUUGAUGUUCUUAGAUUGUGUACACGGAGUACCCAUCACUGUAACCAGGGAUUUGAGGCCGCAUGUCGUCAUCACUUGAGGUUGGCGUUGGCCACGGCAGAGAGAGCGCUUGUGUCAGUGUUUUCUGACGGCAUAAAACCGGAUUCGCUAGCCGUAUAGCCACUGCCUCGGCCGUUGCUUGCAUCCGUUGGCGUGGGCCUUUAGAGGAGCUUGUUGGUGUCCGGUAGACAACCUGAAAUGAUUCCGUGGCUCGACUCGGUGAUCCGUAUCGAUUAAAUGUGCGAGAAAAGAACUCGAAAUCGAUGGGGUCUCACUUCCGUCUAGCCAGGCGGGCAUAUGUUCACGCACCCUCUUUACCAGGCGUCCCGUUGUACGGCCAGUGUAUCCCGCCACACAGGAGCAAGUAAAUGAGUAGAUGCACAUUGAUGUAGCCUCCAAACGGUAGUUUGUCUUUACUUCCCAAACGUAGGAGGGGAGAGUUUGUGAAGCAUACGCGUAAAUUCGCAGCGUGGAAUGCUCUCGUGAUAGCUGUAGAUGAACGCUGUCUGACUAGCAUUUAUAACUCCAGAUUACGGGUCUUCUCGGGGAUUUCACGUUAAGAUGAGUUCUACUUUCUGGCCUUGGUGUAGUCAGCGUUUGGCACCGGACCAUUGCAUUCGCGGUGCCGAUGGUCAGGCCCAAGUUGAAGCGGCCGAAGGCGAAGAGGUUCACAUUCCGCUGCACGUCCUCUUCCGUGCUGAUCUUGAAUGCCCUCGCAGACGCUUUUAGGCGGCGAAUGUUAGACAAUUUACAGUGGGUACGGUAGCCGAUGUAAAUCGCAGGUCUCUCCUCACGGUAGGAGUUCGUCACCACAGCGGAGAACAUGAGACUGAAGAGAGCGGGAGGGAACACGCAGCUCUACCUAGCCAAUUGGUCAGGGUGAAUGCAUAUGACAUUGAAUAGUUUCCCGUGACGCGGGCCAACAGUCCGUCGUAAAGCUGCCUCCUCAUUUGUGUAAAUUGUUCGCGACAUCCCAAUUUCGGCGUGAUUACACGGAGUCCAUCGCGAGGUCCUGGUAAGUUAGACGAAGGUGAUGCAGAGCCGCAAACUCCCGUUCACUGCGACGCGGACCACAAGCCUUAAUUCCUUGCGUCAAAGCCGACAAGAAAAGCGACUCAUUUUUGCUGUUUACAGUAUUGCAAAGUCGUACUUUUACCCUGCUGACCACUUUUAAGUUUAUUGACCACCCUAGACGCGAUAAUCAUCGCGAGAUAUUUUAUUCCUCACUCCGGCACGUACAGUUAAAUAUCAUCGGUUCUCCUCUGGUAACUCAAUUGUUGUUUAAAACAAGCUACCUGAGGACGUAAAAAUUCAGCGAAAUUAUUUUUGUUUAAACGAACUGUCACCCGCCCUCCGUACUCAGAACAACUUAAAUAACUUCUGGGUGUCGAAUACACUGAACUCAUCUUCUGUAGUGACAGAACCCAUGGUCUUUAGUCCCUCUGCCCCGUUUUGUCUCAAUGAGAAUGGUGUUGAUCCUGCAGUCCGCUACCUAGCGGGUGAAUUCUUCAGCCGACUGCGAGCAGCAUGAUUCUUUAGAGUUAAUCGGGCCUCACUAUGGUUAGGGUCUUCAUCAGGCCCACGAAGGUGGUGUAGAGGUUAGUGCUUAGGAUCUGGCACUUUUCCUACAGUUAACGGGACGCAAAGGUCAUACCUAUGGUUCUGUGGCGAUUUCUAAAUUCUUACUGCGUUUCUGGAAGUUCCGGCGAGGAUGGGAUAUGUAAGCCCACUGAGAAAAUAGAGACCAGGGACUCCUGCAAUGUGGAAAGGAUGCUAAUGCUAAUUUUAUCACUAGGGUAGCUGACGAAAUCUACCGAAGGCAUAGGAAAAAACUCACAUUCCUGUUACUUGUUUGUGUUAUUACUCCAACGAGGUAUUUGAACAGACCGCACAAAUUAGGAACGAAAAAUAGGUACUACGGGGUCAUUGGUUAAAGAAGACCAAAUUGGGUAAGACGCACGCGGCGGCCGGAAACGUAACUCUAAUAUAACAUGGCUACAUAGAUCAAAUAAACAGGCAUUUUAUAGCAAUACAAACUAAGGACCUACGUAGUCAAUCUUCGUCGCGGUCCCUGCUCCAGUUGUGUGUUCAGACGAUCAAGUAGGAUAUGAAAGAAUAUUUUUCCUCCGUUGUUAUCACAGCAUUGCCGACUUCUCUUGUGGUUAUAAAUGAGCCCAAUGACUGUAUUCCCAAAGCCCUGGAGGGUUUUACCUUUCGCCACAUCUCCUGGAACAGUUAGGCAAGCUUGUCCAUGAGCUCCAGGCCGCCGUACAUGUUGACGUCGACUGGAGUUGCGUCUGCUCCUGGCGCUUUCCGACUGGACAGUUUUUGCACUGCUCUGGUUGUCUCAGGAAAUGAUGGCGGGCGAUCGGGAUUGUUUCAUUCAAGCUGAGCAGUAUUACAUACUCUUGUUUUGCGAGCAGUGGACUGCUAUGAUGGUCGCGAAAGAAUUUUUCAUCCCAUCACGGUUAACAUGUUCCUGCGCCUCUUUAGCUUUGAGAGUCAUCUAGGCGACCUGAAUUGCCUUCAACCUCUGUCGUACUAGGCUUUGGUAUCCGAGAUAUGCGGCUUCACUGUCAUUGUUGUUGUUAACGGCGUAGGUCGUUGCAGUCUGUUUCCCGGAGAGGAGUGUGCAUUUUUCAUCACGGUCACCAAACUAGGGCUGGUGGUGUACGCAGUCGAGGGUUUUCACUGCGGUGUCCUGGAUGAUAUCCUACAGCUUCAUACGUUGGGUCUCAAUAUUAUAAAGGCCUCCAGGAUUUGCUUUCCUCCCGAUUAAGAGUUAAAGCAGCAGCUCAAAUUCAAUUGGCGUUCAGACUCUCCAAAUAACAGCAUUUAACUCACCUGAUUCUGACCUACCUUACCGUCGUCUGCCAUGUGUAACGUAGAGUUGGAAUCAGAAAUUUAGCUUACCGUUAGGAGCCGUCAAUACUAUUAACUCUUAGUUUUAGUAUCUCUUAGUUUUUUGACAGCUUUCCAUUAGGAUUCUUGCUUUUCACGAUCCGUUGUACAAUGACCUGAAGUUCAGAGUCGGCGUAGCAUGAACGACUCCAACGAGUGUGGCAAUUACAUACAACCGACGCAUCGAGCUCAACCCGGUCUCACGUAGAAGCGAAAUUCGGACAUCCAGGUCAUUAAGUUUGUAUAAAGAAAAGAUAAAGAAAUUACAUUUUUCAGGUGGAAUUGCGUUUGUCUGUAGUAAAAGUCAAUCAGACAUGUCACUCUGCGUUAGUGAGUGACAAAACCAUGUUGCCACCGCUACUCACAAAAAAUAACUAAAGCGUCCUACGCUUGUACCUGUACUAUAGUUAGAACCCAGUCUAUUGCGUCCGACUCCCUUGGGAGAACGAAUUAAGGAGGGUUUCGCAAAGAAAUAUCAUAACAAGGGUGAUAGUGUGUGCUUUUAGAGAAGCGGAAGUGUGAAACUACCUUUUGUUUAUCUUGUCAGACUCACCCUAAUAAAUGGAUGUCAGAGACGCCAUUAAUCCAUGUCGUUUGCAUAAAAACUAGCUUAACCGUAAUUUCGAAGGUGCUCAGAUGCGGGGAUUUUUUGGACUACGAUAGCUCCAAAGACAAAGGACCCCCGGCAGAUCGAUAGUGAGUAUUAACAACGUUCGCUCGCGCCUUUCUUCGAAAUUUAUUAAUGCAAACCAUAAGUCUAAACUCCAUGACAAUCUCAUCAGAAGGAAGCGUAGAAUCGCUACCGCGUAGUGAAUUAGUUAAAUAGGAACCAUCUGAUAAUAUCUCCUUCUUUCGAUGUACAAGGGACAGUAAGCAUCAUCGGAUUUACCGCUUAUAUCCAAAUAAUGAACAUUAUUUUAUUAGUGGGAAGGGUAGUUAAAAAGGAAUGUACAGAAGUAAGAGUGAGGCUUUGUAUUACUGACAUAAAAAAUGUAGACGCACAGUAGGUGGUGCGUGCCAUGAAUGCAUGUCUUUACGACUGCCCGCAAGAAUCACGUCCAUCAUAAAUGAAUAAUUGAACGACAUGCAUUUUUCAAUAGAUUUUUAAUGCAAUAAUACAGUUUUAAAUGAUUUUCCUGAAGACUUCUUUUCCAAAACUGUUGGAACAUUCAUGAGGCUGUAUUCUGAAUUCAGACUAUGGACAUUUGAAGAUUAAAAUAGUCUGGAAAGCGUUUAAAGUAGAGCCAGUAAAAUAGUGGCACAAGCUACUUCCCCUAUCCAACGCGCCUGACAAAUCUGAAAUUCUUCCCUUUGAGUAUCAGGCAAAUGCUCAGGGAUUACUUGUAAGCAUUCCGUAUUGCGAAGGACUUGGAUUGUGAACUGGUCAUAUGGGACAUUUGGGACUUUGCGGACUUACUACCACGGAAAACCUUCGGGUUUGCCCAUUGAAACUGUGUAUUCAGCAGGUAGGGCUGGAUAGGCGGAAGUUCUCCUUCUCUGUCAGAGUGCUUAAAUCAUGGAAUGCACCCCACUAAAAUGUUAUGAUGUCACCGUCGAUAGAAAACUUUAAAAGGAACCUUGACAGACUUAUUUUCCAAAAUCAGGCGGGGAAAUUAGAGAUGUAAUCUAACCCAUGAGAUUUACACCCAAAUCGUCGUAUUUUUAUGGUCGUUUUCUGAACUGUUUUUGCCCACAUGGUUCUUCUGUACACUGCAUACAGUUUUGCGUUGAAAAUGUGGUACUGAAAGGCUCAUCCAUAGCUGCCUUCCCUCUCCAACUAGCCUCUACCCCUCUUUUAGGCCCUCUCCUCUCCCUCUCCCUCCUCCUCCUCCUCCUCCUCCUCCUCCUCCUCCUCCUCCUCCUCCACAAAUUAA